Messenger RNA from Chironomus riparius, 10677 nucleotides. Lineage: Eukaryota; Metazoa; Arthropoda; Insecta; Diptera; Chironomidae. The record is from the annotation of a GenBank genome assembly.
AUGUUCAGUAUAGAAAACUAUAUUAAGGAACUGAUAAUCAGUAAGGUUGAGAAGUUUGUAAGGAACAUCAAUCCAGAGGAGUUGAAGAGCCAAUUUAAGGUUUCAUUAUGGGAAGGCGAUAUGGUGUUCCAAAAUUUGGAACUUAAAUUAGACGUACUGGAUGAAGAAUUGCAGAUUCCGUUUACAUUCAUCUCCGGCUUUAUUAAAUACCUAAAGAUCCAAAUUCCAUGGACUAAAAUCGGAAAUGAGCCGAUAACAUUGACUAUUAAUGACUCAGAACUAGUUGUUAAACUAAAGGAUCUAUCAAACUAUAGUCCCCCAAUGCCAAAACCAAAGAAUAAGGGAAAUUCACUAGAAGGCGAUGAAUCAUCCAGUGGAUAUAUCGCGAGUCUUAUCGCUAAGAUUGUAAAUAAUAUUUCGGUCAUAUGCAAUAAUAUCAGUAUAAAGUUCCUUGAAGAUGAUAUCGUUUUUUCGAUGAAUAUUCCACACUUGUCAGUUUAUUCAGCAGAUAGUAAAUGGAGACGUGCAUUUACGGAUGUCUCAUCAGCAUCAAAUGUUAUUUUUCGAAAACUUAUUAAUAUUAUUGAUCUGACAAUAUGUCUGGAUAAGAGAAAUUCUUUAGGGAAGAUUGAAUAUGUACAGGAACCAUUUCUCUAUAAAUGCAGUAUGGAACUGCGAAUAUUUAGAAAAGCUAAUUCUAUAAAUCCAGAAAAGAGUUCAAUGAUGAGAAUUGAUGUUCAAACAAAGUCACUGAAUUUGAAUGUAAGUUCACAGCAAUUAGCUAUGCUUGUUCGUCUUACAGAAUUAUUUGUGGCAUUAAAAUCUGGCAAGUUAUUUGAUCAGAAUAAAGUGCAAGCAACUAGUUCUGCAACAAAUGAAAAUGCUGAUGAAAAUGACGAAUCGUGGGCUCUAUGGAUGUGGAAUAAUAUGGUGCCAACAUUAAUGUCAAAUGAAGCACAAAGUGAGGAUAUAGAAGCAAAUAGCAAAAAGAUAUUUGAAUUUGGAAUGUAUAUUGAAAAUGCACAGAUAGCUUUAAAAUCACAAGAACUGGUUUACGAUCCAAUCAUCCCAUCAGCCAAGAAGGCAAUCCUUAAGCCUUUACUAGAAAUUAAUGUGAGAGAAAUGUUUGUGAUAACAAUAAUUUGUGGAAGUCGAUAUUUUAAUGUAAAAGGUGGUAUUAGUAAUUUUGAUGUUAAAGCCCUCGACCACUGUCCAUGUAGCUCCAAAACUACAGAAAUUUACAUUAUGAAAGCUAAUAAGGAACUGAAUGGAUCAUAUUUGGUCGAUUCAUAUUUCGAUAAAACUCUCACAGCACAAAAUAAAUACAAAGAAAUGUUCAACAACUAUUUUGAGAAGAAUCAUGAGGAAAGCAUGUUGUCAAAAGUUUGCAUAUCCUUUGAUAUACUUCAUUCUGUUGAAAUACCUGACGACCGUUGUAGUUCAGAUAUUGGAAGUGACUUGGAGUACAGCAAUUUUUCUGAGAAUUACAUAAUUAGGGUUUUUGGUGAUAAGAUCAAUUUUUAUGUCACUGCUGAUGCAAUUCAUAGAAUCGAAAAGAUUAUCCAAUAUUACAAUGAAUGUGAUUUUGCAACCUACGUAAAGGAGGAAAAGAUUCCAAAUAAAAACCAAUUGAGUCCAGCAACAGCAGAUGAUUAUGAAGCAUUAAUUAACGAAACUCCAAUUAGGAAUAUCAUUAUGAAAAUGAAGAAUAGUGAAUUGCAUGUUAAGGAGUGGGAUCAUGAGAAGGUGCAGAGAAAUUCCAGGAAAUUAGGAAGACAGCAUAGCUUUAAUGAAAAUUCAAAUAGAAGCUGUACCGAAUUCGUUAUUAAAUUGGGAGAUUUUACACUUAAAAUUGAGAGUCCUCUUUAUAGGAAUCGCUUAGUCUAUACAGCAUGUCAGCUACCCGAUAAUAUCGAAAAUGAGCUGUUCCAAAAGUGCUUCACAAUAAUUAAGACAAAUGUAAAGAACAUCGUAAUUGACAUGAUGGAAAGUAAUGCCAAGAAAAUUUGUGAAAUUUUAAAAUUUUCGUCCACCUUUAAAAGCCUGAUUUAUCCAAGUUUAUGGGAAGAAUAUGACAUAAAGCAAAACUCUUUUGAUAUGGAACUAAAUGGAUUAACAUUUAUGAUGAAUCCCGUUCAGUUUUUAGUUUUUUAUAAAACAAUAAUUUCGAAUGUUCAAAGAAAUCCAACAAAUAGCGAAGCUUCUUGUAGUCUAAUCGAAAAUAUUAAUAAUCCAGAACUGAUUGUGCUACAACUUACGUCCAGAAUAUUACGAUUUAAAAUGUCAAAAUUAUCAAAAGUAUCACUAUUCGAGUUCACAAUUUCAGACAUGAUUGGACUAGCUUGGAAAAAAGGAUCAAAGUCUAUUGUAGUCAACAUUCCAGAUAGCAAGAAUAAAAUGCCGUCUUUUUCAACGAGAGAAAAAGAACCAAAAUCCGACGCAAUUCUUCACGUCUACCUUCAAAUUCCAAAUAGUGAAGUUGCUGAUCAAGAUUCAUUGACUAUUUUUGUACUUGAAACAUCUGAAGGAUCUAUAAAUCUUGAUCCAUUAAUGAGAGAAUUCCUGUCAUUUAAAAUUAAACCAGAUCAUGUCAAGGAAAAGGAAUUUAAAAGAACAUUAAGUUCAUCCACAAAACCAUUACUUACAGAAUUGUCAAAUAUUCAACAAAGCUCUGCACAUUCCAGUUCAGAAUAUCAAGACACAUUAUGUCCAUCUGUACAGACAACAAAGGUAGACAAAAACUUGUCAAACUCUUUUAAAGAAUUCCGAAAAUACAUAAUAAAUGCACAUAUACGUCCAAUUAGCGUGUACUAUUCAACAACCAUUCUUGAAUCAUUCAAAGCAAGUGAUUCUAUUCGUGGAAAUAUACAGUCGAGUGGCUGUAAUGCGAUAGUUUUCAAAACACCGGUACUGACAUUUCAUUCUGUGAAAAAUAAGAUGCUUACUAAAUUCGUGUCUGAACAUUUCCCGGUUAAUCUUCCGAGUAUUUUAUGGGGAAAUGACAAAAGCUUAACAUGGAACUUUGAACUCAGUAAUUUGAGUGUCUUUAUUGUUAGUGACAGAAAAAUGUUUCAAAUAAUCCAAAAUGCAGCAAUGAAGGUGUCCGUAGCUGAUGAGAGUCAGUUAGAGGAUACAGAACUUUACAGUGGAAACGUACUAAUUGAAAUAUUUCCCAUAUUAAUCACCUUCCAUACAAGCAAAAUAGAGUUUAUAAGUUCAGCCAUGAAGGAAAUUAGUAAUUUUGCCAUAUUUGGGUCAAAUGGAAAUUUCGAUGAUAAGACACAAGACUGUAUUAAUUAUGUUGAGGAAUCAACUCCGAGUGCUUUGGACAUUAAAGAUUUUCUUGGUCUACAAACUGGAUCGACGAUCACUAAAACAUCUCUUCCUGAUUGUACUGUCAAAAAGUCCAAAACCAACAUAAACUUCUACAUCCAAUCGAUAUGCUCCAAAGUUUGUUUAACAUUAAUUGCUGAUGAUGUUAAGGUUCCAAAGAAGUUUGUAUUUGAAAUUGACGAAACUUUAUUCAGCAUGCAUCAACAAGAAUUCUUUCAACUAAAAUGCAAGAUCACAUCAAUAUCUGGAAAUCAUUUUCAUCAAAUCGAAGGCACAAAUGAAUGGAUUAAAAAUUUAAAUCUUGGCUUUAAUAUUCAAUCAGAACAAAAUAUAUCAGAUACAGUUAGUCGAUUCCUCGAUGUGACUUUAACAAAGGCUGAAACUAUUAAUGUUCAUUCUAAAUGGAAUGUAGAGCUGAAAAAGAAUUCACAGCUUAUUCUGAGUAAUGUUUCUGAAAUUAAUGUUAUCCUUCAAUCCUUUGAUUUCAUCAUAUCAGACGAGGUUAAUGACUUUCUACGAUUAAUGCAAAUGCUCCAAGGAAAGCCACAGAAGAAACAAAAAACAUUCAUGCAGUAUGCAGGCUCAGAUUUACCAUUGUUCCAUUUAAAUUGCAAUGGGUUUAGAAUUUUCCUGCCAAACCUUGUAAAGGAAUCAAAUCCAAAUGUGCUAAUCUUGAAGGUUCACAACAUUCAAUUAUCACCAAAUGCUGUAAAUAAUUUAAUUCGUUCCCAAAUCAUUCGUCCUGACAUAGUAAAUAAGGCAUCAAAUUUAGGAAUAUUGGAUUUAGUAGGAUCGAAAAUUGAAGAUCGACAGUAUCAGUUACUUAUCAAAGGUUGUUCGUUAAACUCAUCAAAUUGGAAUGAUAUUACAGACAUAAUUUGUGAGAAGAAUGUUGAAAAUUACGAUAAUCCAGCUACUAUAUGGAAUAAUUUUGAGAAUGGUCCAUCAUUUCCAAACUUUAAGUGCAAUACCAUAUUUAAGGAUUCCUCAUUUUCAUUCAUUUAUGCUCCGUGUAUAAAAUUUAAGGAAGUAGUUGUUGCUGGUGCUGCAAUAGAAAUCAAUUGUAUUGAAAAUAUGAACAUUAUCACUUCCUUAGAUCAAGUAAUUUUGUUCGUCGAUCUCGGUGAAAAGUUUAAGGAAAUUGGAAAUUCAUUUUCAAAAGCUGACAAAGAAUCAGAAGAACUAAAAAAUCCAAUUAAACCAGAAAUAGUUAAAGUAAGAAAGAAUAAACGUUUUAUGGAGAAAAAGUCAAAUGAUGAUUCAGGCGUAGCUUCAACAAUGUCAAACUCUUAUCUCCAUAAAUCUAGACGAGUGCUACAUAGAAAGGUUUCUACAAUCACGAAUGAAAACUCUGAUUUUGUUCCUUUUGAAUUUACAUUCACUAGCAGUAAGUUCAACUUUAACUUUUCUAUAAACAAUAUAAGUUAUUACUUUUUACUGGAUACGCCAAAUUUGUAUAUUACUCAAAAUGGAAAUGACAAGACUUUUAAUGUGUCGUUGCAUGACUUGAAGAUUGAUAAUGAAGCAACAAGUUUGUUGUUUACUCGUCAUGGAAAUGUUGAUCCAAUUUCUGGCAUUGCUAAUUCACUAUUGAGGAUUAAAGUGAUGGAAAAAUCAUUAAGGAAUUCUGAGUUGUCAUUUGAAGUUGGACGAUCAAUUUGUAUAAAAAUCAAACCUGAAAUAAUUUCAGAAAUUCUUAAUUUAAUGGAAAAAUUAAAAGGAAAUGGAAGUAAAGUGAAGAAUGUUCCCAAAAAUAUUAGAAUCCACUCAAAAGUAAGAAAAUUUGAUUCCAUAAAGUUAUUGAUGAACAACUUUAAAAUAAUUAACUUAAAGACUGAUCAGAUUGUGUUUGAUAUUUCUUCCGACGAUACCUUCCAAGUCACAUUCGGUGUACAAAACAUUAAAGGAAGAUUAAAGUUGUUUGAUCGACCAGAAAAGCUUGAAAGUAAUUUUGAAAUAAAUCAUGUAACUGCAAAAUGUGGAAAUAAUGUUUUCAUACAUCCAUUAAGUAUUGAGUCAAAGCUGAAAAUUACACAGGAAUAUUGGAAGAAGGAUCCUUUAGUAUACUUGAAUGUUAUAUUCAAUUAUGUCAAGUUUGAUGUUUGGCCAAAUUUGAUUGAUCGACUUGUUGCUUUUGGAGAUACGUUAGGAAAAGUCAUGAAUGUCAAUAAGAAUGAUAAGAUGAAUGACAAUAAAGAGACAUCAAUAGAUUUUACAGAAGUGAGCUUUGAGAAGAUCCAGCUACAUCCAGAGAUUUAUAAAAUAAACGACUCAGAAGCUGUUGAGCAUUUUUCAGACGAUUUAAGAAGUGGAAUUUACACUUUUGUUGAAGUCGUUACUCCAUUUCAAGAAUUGCCACUCCCAUAUCAAAUUCACUACCAAGAGACUGGAAUAAUAUGCUGGCGAUAUCCAUUGCCAAGAGCAUUACACAAAAUUAAAAUAUUUCCAGCACCUCUGCAGACAAGCAAUCAAAUUAGAAUCGAUUGUAAAAUUGAGUUUUAUUCACAGUUAAAAUCACAAUUUGAAGAACUGAUUUCAUUAAGCCUGAACGAAAAUGAAACUAAGAUAUUGGAUAUCCAACAGAAUGUCAUGUUUGCAGAAGUUUGGAGAAUUAAGUUUAAAGUUAAUAUUAAGAAAGAUUCAGACGAUGAAGAGGAUUACGACGGCGAAAUAGAAAGCGAAUUGAAUUAUCUCCAAAUGCAUCCAAAAGUGCUGUUGGCAUGCUUAAGAAUUGAUUCCUAUUAUAAAUCAAGUGCAGUUCCAACAAUAAAUUCACUUGUAAAAGUUUCUAAAGUGGAAGUAAAUCUACUGCAUCAAGAUACUAAUGAAAAUACAUUCCAAAGGUACGAAACCGUCCAAGUUUGUGCUGAAUCAAUUCAAGUUUUAGGACAGCAUUAUGAUGAGAAUUUUGACAAUUAUGUGAUUGAAGGGGCUUUAUCAACAGAUGUUAAAGACUUUGGAUGCAAAAAUGUGGUUCCAUUUAUUAAAACGUUUUAUCUAAAAGCUUCCUUGGAUCGAAAUCAGUCAGACAUAAACUUGAAUUUAAUUACUAGUAAAAUUAAAGUUUCAUAUUCACCAGCUAUUGGACAUUCGUUGCUGUCAAACUUUUGUUUAUGGAAGAACCAAAGCUCAAUAUCUGAGUAUGUUAAGUACACAAUAUAUAACAAUACAGCAAAUGCAAUCAAAGUUAAUCAAUUUGGGGUGGAUGAAAUUAUUUGCGUACUUCCAAAAUCAUCAAAAUUCUAUCAUUUCUUUACGGACAAAAUAAUUCAAACUCUUCAAAUUGCUGCAUGUAUUCAGAAUGAGACAUGGAGUGAACAGACUGAAGCUAUAAAUGUACAUCAUGAAGGAACGCAGUACAUAAAAUGUGCUGAUCAGUACUUUAUCAUUACGAUAAAAGCUAUUUCCAAUUAUCAGCGUAAAAUCAUAAUUGAUGGACAAAUUUAUGUAAGAAAUAUGACUAAAGAACAGUUUGUUAUCCAGUACAAGAGAUAUGACAAGGAUAUUGAUAACACUGAUAAAUGUGAAAUUCAGGAAGUGGAAUUAGAUGAUCAUGGAAGUCGAUCAUUCUUUGGGGCAUGUGAAUAUGAUUCACAACAGACUAUGAAGCUACAUUUAAGGAAAUGUGAUAAAAGAAUAUUUUCUGGGGAGAUUCCUUUACGUGAGAUUGUUGCUAAUAAUAAACCUUGGCUCGUUAAAGUUCCUGUAAAUUCCAAUAACAAAUUUAUAUGUUACUGGGUACGAAUAAUUCGACAGCUUGUCCAAAACGAACUUUGUCGUGUUCUCAUCCUUAUUUGUCCUGCAUUCAUUGCAAGAUCUCUAUUUCCGUGUGACAUAAUUUUGACUGAAGAUGACACUAAGGAUGAAUAUGAAAUUAAAGGUUGUGGUCAAUUGACAGAGUUUGAGAUGAAAGGAACGCAUGAGAAUGAACAUCGAUUGCUAUUUCCUGAAAACUACUUACAGCAAGACAAGAUAUCACCAGCAUUCGUGACAUUAUCAUAUAAUUUGGUGAACAAGAACACAUUCUUUAAAAUUCCUGAUGAGUAUUCAGACAUUCCAAAAGCUAUUGAGAAGCUUGAAGAGAAUAAGGAAUUUCAAUGGCCAUGUUCGAGAGAUGAAGAGCAUCAGAUUGAGAGGAAAUUUGCCAUGAAUGAAAAGAUUACAACAUUGUAUGAAUUAUCGUCACACGAACUAGACGGCUUAUGCUGUUCCUUAAUGCUAACAAUAAUUCCAUCGUGCAUCUUCAUCAAUUCUUCUGGAAUAAGGAUCAAAAUCAUCAACUGUGUUACUAAUGAGGAGUUCUUUUUAGAAUCAAAUUAUGUGACGAUUCCGUUUUAUAUUGAAGACAGCUUCAUGAUAAGUCUGUACAUAAGUGAUGAAUGGAUAAAAAGUUCUCCAAUAUUCCUAAAUGACAGCACGAAAAAGAAGCAUUCAAACAGCUAUGAUAUACCAACAGAAGGACGUACAGUAAUAAAUGUACAUUACGGAGCAGAUACCACUCAAUUAUUAUUAACAUCAAAGUCUAAGGGAAAGCGAAGGAUUGUGUACAUUAGUUCUAUUCUUACAAUAUCCAAUUAUUCAUCCUAUGAACUUGGUGUGAUUCCGUUUUGUGUCGAUAAUAACGAAAAGAUUGAUUACUGGAAGAAGAAUGAGUUUCCAACAAGGAGAUACGUCAAACUGCAUAAGAAUGAAAAGGAUACAACCCAUAAAAUUGGAAAUCCAGUAUCAAUUUAUUCAAAUAUCGCUAAAAAUAAAGCAUCAAGAAAGCAUGGAACAGUUUUUAUGUCAUUCAUUAUGGUAUGCAAUGCAUUAGAAGAAGGUGAAUUUUCAUGUCCUAUAAAGAUCCAACAGACGUUAAGGAAGUGCAUAAAUAUCCAUUAUGAAGGUCAAAGUCAAUCAAUAUGCAUUUCCAUUUUAAAGCACGCCGAGCAGUAUUUUGUAUCAAUUUUUAAUGAUUCAAAGCCAAUGUUGAGUAUUAUUAAUAAUACAGACUUUAAUCUGUAUGUAGCACAAACUGAUGUUAAGCAUCAAUCAUCAAAGCAUAUUUUACCGCAUCGAGAAAUUGCUGAUGACAGAUUUACUUGGUAUCAAGUAGUUAAUUCUAAGCAGAGUGUCUUCUAUUCACCUCCAAUAUUUAAUGAAUUCUUCCCAGAAAUAAUGAGUCAUGAUUAUGGCUUAAUAUUUGCAUGUGUUUGUGGAGAUGAAAUAAUUCGAUGGUCAAUUCCUGUAAAGAUUGAUGAGACAAAGAAAAUUAUCAUUAAUGUUCCCAUGUUUGGAGAUUUAAAGCUAUUAGUCGAUAUGAAGAAAAUAACAUCAGAAGUAUCAAUAAAUUACAUCGAUUCCGAUGAAGUUACGUCUGAAAGUUCAUUUGAAAAUUCACAGCUCAUGAUGUUCAAUGACAGUAUAACUAGGAAAGACUUUAAAACAUUCAGCAUAUCAAGAAAAAGGAACCAGUCGAUACAUUUAAAUUUAAAUAUGUACGUUGAAGGUGUGAAUUUAAUGAUAUCGAAAGAUGAUGCCGAUAAGAGGCUUGACUUGAUGUCGUUAAGUGUCGAUGAGAUUUUGACAAACUACUCGAAAAGUUCGAGGAAGCUUAAGGUUAAUUUCUCUAAAAUUCAAAUAGACAAUGAACUUUUUCUAACAGGAAAAUUCGAUUUUCCUGUUUUAUUGUGUAAUAAGGAAAUGCCAAAGACACAUACUGAUAAACUCAAUCUUCCAAAUGUAUCAACAUGGGAUGUUUAUGACAUUAUUCAAAAGCAUCAGACAAACGAAAAGUUCUCAAUCGAUAUCGAUUUUUAUGAGUCAGACAAGCAUGUGAAAAAUGUUUUGAUCAACUUACUUCCAAUAAGGAUAUACAUUGAGGAUGGAUUUAUUCAUACAGUUUUGGAAUUAGCAGACGAAUGUGUACCUCAUAAUUUUGUGUUUGGGAAGGAAAAGGCUAUUCCAAAGAUUACUCUUCCUGAUAAUCUUGUAUUAGUUCCUAAUAUGAUUGUCAUUCAGUCAAUGCAGCUUUCCGAGCCAAUAAGACUUCAUUCGUUUAAAUUAGAGGCUGUUCAUGUUCUGUUGUCGGUUCACACCUGUAAACAUCUCUAUAUAGCUCUCGAUCACAGUCCACUCGACUUCUCAGCCUACGAAAAAUUAAACAUUUAUACAAUCCCAAUGAAACUUGGGAGCAACUUUGGAAUGCAUUACGUUUCAUCGGCAAUAUUCGGAGCUGGAUGGGUUGUUGGAUCUCUAGAAAUAUUAGGAAGUCCGAGUGGCUUAGCGAGAUCAUUUACAAGUGGUGUUAAAGAUUUUGUAUCGAUGCCAAUUCAAGGAAUUUUUAAAGGUCCAUUUGGAUUCUUUGUUGGCUUAACUCAAGGAUCAGUGUCGCUUUUUAGGAACGUGACAACAGGAACAUUAAAUAGUGUUACAAAACUUGCAAAUUCAGUAGCAAGGAACCUUGAUAAUUUAACGAUGGACAAUGAACAUAUUUAUUUGAAAACUGACACUUUAAGGCGUUCUCGACCUCAGGGAUUUACUGAUGGAUUACAACUAGGAUUGACUGGUUUUGGAAUCAAUAUUUUGGGUGCUAUUGGUGGUUUAUCAAGGCAUCCUCUUCAGGCUAAAAAUGUUGUAGACGUUUUUACUGGCGUCGGUAAAGGAUUAAUUGGUGUUAUCACGAAGCCAAUUUCUGGAAUAGCCGAAUUAGUUGCCUUUAUGGGCAGCGGUGUGCUUCAAAGUGUUGGAUAUAAUAUACUUCCAAAUCCAUUAAAUCAGGAUAUUAGACAUGACUUUUCUGUGCCAAAUGCUGAGAAAAUUAUUAGCACACAAUUACCACAAUUUGCAGCAGAUCCAAUCGUACUUACAUGUAGAGCAACUUAUGUUGACAAGAAUGACCUUAAAUAUGCUUUCCUGAUUCUGAACACAAAAUCCUUGACUAUUGUUGACUUAGAAAAAGAUUCUGUGCUUGAUGUCCACAUGUUGGUGAAUAUAUCACCAAUAUCACAUAAGGCACAGUCAUCGCCUGACAACUUAUUCGUAUUUAAAUUGAAGAAAAAGGAGACAGCAGAAGCUGACAAUAUUGAGAAGUAUCAUGUGUCAAAACGGACAGUCCUUUACAUUAAACAACUAUCGAAUCAGCACUUUGCAGAAAACCGAUCAUUUAAUGAAGAAAAUGAAGACGAUAGCGACGGAAUGAAUGAAAUUGAGAAUCACAUGACAAAUGCAAGGAACGACGGUAAAAUUUCAUUUUAUGUAGACCAAACCACAGGAAAAUAUCUUCAAACUUACAUUUCUCUAAUUAAGCAUCAAAUUUCUGCUAAAGAAAAUUCCUUUCCAUUAUUUGAAGACGUAAAAUCAUAA